Molecule: messenger RNA, 1128 nt
Organism: Phodopus roborovskii (desert hamster)
Lineage: Eukaryota; Metazoa; Chordata; Mammalia; Rodentia; Cricetidae
Gene: Clic1
Product: chloride intracellular channel 1
Exons: 6
Coding region: 178-903 (241 amino acids)
Source: RefSeq, a predicted model, not a curated record
GAGCCGGUGGGAAGCUGUGUUGGAGCGAACGAAAGGAACUGAUCGGAUUUGGGUUGCGGCCGAAGGAACAGCUCUGAGUCUGGAGGAGAGGAUCCCCGACUGUGAGACCCGCCUUCCCUGGCCCCGGCCCCUCCCAGUUCCCCCAGCGACGGCUGCUUCCUGGUCCCCGACGCAACCAUGGCCGAAGAACAACCUCAGGUCGAACUGUUCGUGAAGGCUGGCAGUGAUGGGGCCAAGAUUGGGAACUGCCCCUUCUCCCAGAGACUGUUCAUGGUGCUCUGGCUCAAGGGAGUCACCUUCAACGUCACCACCGUGGACACCAAGAGACGGACAGAAACCGUUCAAAAACUUUGUCCGGGUGGACAACUCCCAUUCUUGCUGUAUGGUACUGAAGUACACACAGACACCAACAAGAUUGAGGAAUUUCUGGAAGCUGUGCUGUGCCCUCCCAGGUACCCAAAGCUGGCUGCUCUGAACCCUGAGUCUAACACCUCAGGGCUGGACAUAUUUGCCAAGUUUUCUGCCUACAUCAAGAACUCGAACCCGGCACUCAAUGACAACCUAGAGAAGGGGCUCCUGAAAGCUCUGAAGGUACUAGAUAAUUACUUGACAUCCCCCCUCCCAGAAGAAGUGGAUGAAACCAGCGCUGAAGAUGAGGGCAUCUCUCAGAGGAAGUUUCUGGAUGGCAAUGAGCUCACCUUGGCUGACUGUAACCUGUUGCCAAAGCUUCAUAUCGUACAGGUGGUGUGUAAAAAGUACAGAGGCUUCACCAUCCCAGAGGCAUUCCGUGGAGUGCAUCGGUACUUGAGCAAUGCUUACGCUCGGGAAGAAUUCGCCUCCACCUGUCCAGAUGACGAGGAGAUAGAGCUGGCCUAUGAGCAAGUGGCCAAGGCCCUGAAAUGAGCCCCCUUUAAAGACUCCUUCACCCACUCUGUGCUCGCUAUAGACACUCUGGGAGGCCACCGAAUGGACACACUCCUGAAUAGCCAGUGGUCAGGAAAUCCAGGGCACAAGUGUUGGGCUGGGGGAGGAGUGGGGGAAAGGAUAGGCGACAAGGGUAAGAUUUUUAUUGUGGGGUGGGAUGGGUAGGACAACGUAUUUCAGUAAUAAAAUACAGAAUGAAAAUCU